Molecule: messenger RNA, 780 nt
Organism: Penicillium maclennaniae
Lineage: Eukaryota; Fungi; Ascomycota; Eurotiomycetes; Eurotiales; Aspergillaceae
Gene: vip1
Product: putative actin cytoskeleton protein (VIP1)
Exons: 3
Coding region: 1-780 (259 amino acids)
Molecular function (GO): RNA binding
Source: RefSeq, a predicted model, not a curated record
AUGUCUAACCACUCCACCGUUCACGUUUCAGGCAUCGCCCCCGCAACCUCCGAGAAGGACGUCCGCGACUUCUUCAGCUUCUGCGGAAAGAUCGUCUCUCUGUCCAUCACCCCUGUCUCGUCCGAGGCCGACGCCCCAAAGUCCGCCAGCGUCACUUUUGAGAAGGAAGCUGCCGCGAAGACUGCUCUGCUCCUCGACCAAACCCAAUUGGGCAGCUCCUCCGUCCACGUCGAGGCCGCCUCUAACAUCGAUGACCUUGCCGGCGAGAAGGCCACUGCCCACACUGAAAAGGAUGAUGAAGACGAGCUCUCCCAGGAGGACAAGCCUCGCUCCCGUAUUAUCGCCGAGUACCUCGCCCAAGGCUAUGUGGUUAGCGACAACGCAAUUCAGAAGGCCAUCGCCUUGGACCAGAAGCACGGCUUCUCCAACCGUUUCACCUCCGCCUUGAGCAACUUCGACAAGAAGUUUAACGCUACCGACCGCGCCAAGGGUCUCGAUGAGAGCUACCAGAUCACCAGCAAGGCCCAGACCGGCUGGAGUAGCCUGCACUCUUACUUCGAGAAGGCCCUCGAGCACCCUUCCGGCCGUAAGCUGCGUGAGUUCUACUCACAGACCGAUAAGCAGGUCCGCGAUAUCCACAACGAGGCUCGUCGUCUUGCCGAUCUGAAGCAGGGCAAGAGUGAGUCUGGUGCUACGGGCGAGACUGCUGGUGUUGCCCCGGCUUCGGCUUCUGUGGCUGAAGCUGCUGGUGCUGCUCCUCCUGCUGAGCCUAAGGCAUAA